AUGAAUUCGGACUUGGAUGAGAGCGACUCCGAUGACUCGGACGCCGACAUUGGCCUUCUCGCGUCACUCCGGCGGCCGCAGCGACUCGUGCAGGCUCUUCUGACUCCUUUCUGGAAACGCGUGUAUCAAGACACGCCCCAAUCGGAGCCGGUGCGUCCGCUGCUACCCGAGUCUUCGGAACCGUCGGAGGAACCCCCGCGGGCCCCCCUAUAUCGACGGCACCUACGGGGAUCGCGGUCGCAGCCGUCGGAUGAGUUAAUGCAGGCCCCGAGCUACCGGCGGAAUCUGCAGAGGUCGCGGUCGUUGAGCCCAAGGGCCGGGUCGCCGCCCCCUAAGCCCCGGCGGCGGGCGUCUGCUGCCGCAGAGGUGGUGGACCGCCGCGUUGCUCGAGUCCAUUUGACGCCCAAGGAGCCCGUUGCGGACGAGCGGGUCGUGGACGAGGCCGUUGCGGAGGGGCCUGGUGCGGACGAGGCCCUUGCGAAACUAGUUCCGAAAUCUCCUGCUCGAGGUUCUGCUCGGCAAAGGGUAACUCGGGUCCACAAGAUGUCGAACGACAGAGAGCCGGCUAUAGCAUCGAUUGAGAUCGAAUCGCCCACCCCCAAGUCGGCUCGGGCCGAGUCUCCCAAGCGGAGUGGGUCCCCUCAGCCCGCCGGUGGCAGGUCCGCAGGUGCCAGAUCCGCAGGUGCAAAGUCUGCCAGCGCCAAGUCUCCCGUGGCGAGGCCGGCUAGGCGAAAGAGUGUUCUUGCUGAAGAAUCCAAGGCCGGCGAGGCAGAUGAGUCUCCCGGAGUGUCCCGAAGUUCUCCCACGCGGCGAAAGCGAGUGUCAGUGGCGGAGGAGUCAUCUGGCGGGGAGACUCCUGCGAACCGGCGCGUGCAGAAGGUGAUUGUGACUCGCGGUCGGGCGCGAAAACACAGCACACAGACCCCAGCCCACACACCCCCUGAAACGUCCAGUGUCUUGCAGCCGGCUCAAAAGAAAGUGCGGCGAAAGGGUGAUGAGGGUGCAUCGGCUCCGAGCACGCCGGCUAAAGUGGAUGACCGGCGGCCUCGGAAGCGGUCGAAAAAAGACUGA
This is a messenger RNA of Gregarina niphandrodes, 1071 nucleotides long. RefSeq lists its product as hypothetical. The record is from RefSeq and is a predicted model, not a curated record. The transcript has a single exon. Bases 1 to 1071 code for a protein of 356 amino acids. Lineage: Eukaryota; Apicomplexa; Conoidasida; Eugregarinorida; Gregarinidae.